UGUUGAUGACAAAGUCAGUAAUUUAACAAGUUCAACCACUUCUGAAACAUUCAGAGGUAUGGAAACCGAAAAAGUUCACCCAUCUCAUCCUGGCAUGAAUGGCAUGGUAUCCUCUAACAAGAUUUCAUCUAGAUCUAUAUCUAAUAAGUUCUGCUUAAAAAAUGGAUCAGAAAAGGAUAUGGUUAACCAAUUUGCUUCUGGGAUAAAUAACAUUCAAGAUAAUUUAAGCAAUGAUUACAAGUAUUAUAAAAAAAUGAAUGUAUAUUCUCCAGAUGGCCCAAUUGGAAAUCAUAAUAAUGGAAGAAUAAAAGAAUCAUCAAUGUAUAUUAUCAAAUAUCCAUUUUUGUACUAUCUGUUUUCAUUUGGUGCCAGUUUAGGAAAUGAAACUUUUUAUGUUUUAUUUUUUUCUUUUACUCUAUGGAAUUUUGAUAACUAUGUUAUAAGAAGAGUAUUGAUAGUUUGGGCUGUCAUCAUGUAUGCUGGACAAGCUGCAAAAGAUAUCAUUAGAUGGCCACGUCCCAAGUCACCACCAGUUAUUCGUCUUGAAGACCGCUAUGAGUUAGAAUUUGGCAUGCCAUCUACCCAUGCAAUGGUUGGAGUAGCAAUUCCAUUUAGCAUGCUUAUAUUCAUGUCUGGAAGAUAUGAGUUCUACUAUUUAAUAGGUGUAUUGGUUUCUGUUUUAUGGUGUGUACUAGUCAGCAUCAGUCGGCUUUAUCUAGGAAUGCAUAGUGUCCUAGAUGUUAUCGCUGGCCUUUUGUUUGCCUUUUUACUGAUGCUACUGACAGUUCCUUUUGUUGAAAUAGUGGACAAGUUUAUUUUAACUUAUUCCUUUUCUUUACCAAUUGUAGUUUUAAUUUGCAUUGUACUAUGUCUGUUAUAUCCAUCACAAGAAAGAUGGAACACAGCUCGUGGUGAUACUGUUCUAGUUCUGGGUGUUUUCUCUGGGAUCUAUGCUGGUCUGUGGUUAACUGUUCAUUUAACUGAGUUCACAGAACUGCCUCAUUUCUCACCAUAUGCACAAUCACUUCUUGGCCAAAUUGUUUUAGUUGCCAUUCGGCAGUUAGUUGGUGUUAUAAUUAUAAUAUUGUUUUUGACCAUUAUUAAGCUCUUCUUAUUAAAUAGCUUGUCUUGGUACUUUGGAUUUGACCCAAAAAAUCCUGUAACCAAGCACUAUUUUGCCAUAGAACUGCCUUACAAAUACAUCUCUUACUUUAUUUCUGGAGCAGCAGCCUCGUAUCUUGUGCCUUUAAUAUACUUGAAACUAAAUAUUGCUAGGCUUAACUACUAUUCAGAAAUUUUUCAUUAAGAAAAGUAAAAAAUGCACUAACCAAUUAGUCUUAAUUACUGUUUAUCAGCAGAUUUUAUAUAGCUCACACAAAUUUUAAAAAUGUAUUUACUGCCACAGAAUUAAAUACUUAAAAUUUAAAAACAUCAUUUUUUAAAAAGUUAAAUGAACUCCUUUUUUAAUAAUGCAAUAACUAAAAAUGUUAUAAUUGUGUUUUUAAAGCCAACCUAUUCUGUAAUUAAAAUUUAUUUUAUAAAUGUUUUCCUUUUUUAAAAACUUUUUUUUACUUUUAGUGCCUGCUUGAUCACUUACUUUUACAUUCUUUGAUAAUUUACCCUUGAUACCAUAUUUGCCUUAUUCGUAUUUAUGUGGUUGGGUAAGUUUUAAAGUUAUUGCAGCUGUGCAUGUCUUGGGGGUUUACCACCAAAUACAAAUGCUGAUUUACCGGUGCCAGUAGAUCUUUCUAGCCUAAUCAAAAAGGUCUUUGACUUAUUUGUUUUUAAUUGUAAUUUUAAAGUUAAAGGGAUGUUCUCCAUCAAAAUUAAGUAUUACAUGUCAACAUGUUAUGCAUCACAUCAUACAGCUGUUGACUUCAGCCCCUGCUUUUCUCUCUUGAUAUUUGUUUCUGUAGCCUUUGUCCACCCAAGAACAUUCUGAAAGGCAGCAGCUGUUUAAUUAGAAGGUUUCUUGCCUAAAUGGGCUACUGUCCCCAUCUAACAAGCCUCAUCUGCCAAGUGGAGGGGGGGGGGGUGAACUCAGAAAUUUUUGGGGUUAGCAAAAUUGAUGUGAUCAUGAUUAUUUUGAAAUGCAAUGAAUUUAGUUGUAGAUUCUAAAAUUUCUCUGAUAAAUAUCCUUAUAACCUACAUGUAAAUGGUUAACGUAAGUAUUGUAAGGAUAAGUAAGAACAUCAUAGCAAUUUGUGUUAAGCUUUGGGUGUCUGAUCGUACAAUUUGAUAACUAUAAAAACUAUAAACAAAGACAUUUCUUAUGUAUCAUCAAAUGCUUAAACAAAAUAACUUAUUGAAGUGAUUGUAGUUAUGUUUACAAUCCAAUAUCCUAAUCAGUUUGACAGUACUUGUUAAUCAUAAAGCAUUGAGCCUACAGUAAAGAGGCUGGUACAUUAUUUAAUAAUAUUUUCUCUCUAUUCUAUCAUGCAUUAUUAUUUAUUGUAUUAAUUUACUUUACUAUUCAGCUCAGGAGCUGACAAAGUUUUGUCAUUUAUUUUUUACAUCAACCUCCAUUUGUCACAAAAAGUCAAAUCCCUGUAAAUAUUUACACACCCCCUAAUCCCAGUUAAUCUAUUACUAGUACUAUUUACACUUUUUAAUUAUUCAUUUUUAUUGAGUUGUUUCCCUUGACUUAAUAAGAAAAGGCGGCUGGGGUAUUUACUACACAACUAAAUAAACAGCAAUGAUGUCUUGGCCUACAUUUAUACAUCCUAUAUUUUUUUUCAGUUCGUAAAAACGUUAUUUUUAUUAAAAAAAAAGCUACUUUGUGAAUUGCCAAAGUAAAAAGCCUCCCCCUAGACGCCUCUAAAAGUUAAAUAUUUGCUAUUGUUCACGUUUUACAGUGUUCUACUUAGAUUUUCACUACACUCUUUGCCUUUUUUUUGUAAGAAUACCUAUACUUUUUAAAAAUGCUUUGAUUUCUUUGUAUUAGAAACUUUAAAAUGGCUUUUUAAAAGAGCAAGACUCUCAAGCAGGCAGAUAGAAUGACAAUUUUAUAUGCUCCCGUGGUUCCUCUAAUUUUAGCUACUCAUAGGGAAAACAUGAUAAAUAUAUUAAGGGCUAAUUAAAGUAAAGGAUAACAUAUUACUUCUAAAUUUAUUUGGACUCAUAAUUUCAUUUAUAUGCUACAAUUUUACUUAAAAUUUUGUCCUAUUCAUAUUUUUUUUAUAGAUUUACAUACAAUAGUUUCAAGUCUAUAUGUGUAUUAAAAUUUAAAAGUGAUCUAGCAGUAACAUUUUUCAUUAUAAGCUGAGUGCAAUCAUUGUAAUUGUAUUAACAUAUUAAAUAAAUUUAUCCUAGAAGA
Physella acuta is the source of this 3316-nucleotide messenger RNA. Its product is annotated as sphingosine-1-phosphate phosphatase 2. Gene Ontology annotation, molecular function: sphingosine-1-phosphate phosphatase activity. Lineage: Eukaryota; Metazoa; Mollusca; Gastropoda; Physidae. Gene Ontology annotation, cellular component: endoplasmic reticulum membrane. Gene Ontology annotation, biological process: sphingosine metabolic process. The record is from RefSeq and is a predicted model, not a curated record.